Molecule: messenger RNA, 1363 nt
Organism: Aspergillus novofumigatus IBT 16806
Lineage: Eukaryota; Fungi; Ascomycota; Eurotiomycetes; Eurotiales; Aspergillaceae
Product: DNA-directed RNA polymerase core subunit RPC40
Exons: 4
Coding region: 54-1112 (352 amino acids)
Biological process (GO): DNA-templated transcription
Cellular component (GO): RNA polymerase I complex; RNA polymerase III complex
Molecular function (GO): DNA binding; protein dimerization activity
Source: RefSeq, a predicted model, not a curated record
CGAUUGAACCUCUCAGUCCUCAGCAGUCCAUCUACCUCGUGUUGUCGGCCACCAUGGCACCUCUUAUCCCAUCGCAGGAGGAGCUUGAUCGCAGAAGGAUCGUCGGUAUCAAUCCAGAGACCGUCACCAAUAUCCCCUCCACAGAUUUUCCCGGUCACUGGCCCGGCGAAUCGCAUGAAUGGAAUUUGGAAAAAUUCAGAGAUGGCUUCCGAGUCGAGUUUCAUCGCAAUGACCCAUUCGAAUCCUCCUUCUCCUUGAUUGGACUUGAUGCCUCCAUCGCAAAUGCUUUCCGUCGAAUUUUGAUGGCUGAAGUACCCACCCUGGCCAUCGAGUACGUUUUCGUUCACAACAACACUUCCGUUAUACAGGACGAAGUUCUCGCUUCGCGAUUGGGUCUGAUUCCGUUGAAAGGCUCACACCCCGCCGACUACAACACCAUCGUGCUACGCUUGGAUGUUGAGUGUACUGAGAACCCCAACGCUGCUCCGGGCGAGGACGACCCUCGCAAACUUUACAAGAACGCACACGUCUAUGCUAAGGAUAUCACCUUCCAUCCAGUUGGACGUCAGGAACAGUUCUUCACUGGCGACGGUGCAAUUCAGCCCGUCAAUCCUGAUAUUCUCAUCGCAAAGCUACGUCCAGGACAGAAAAUCGAUAUGGAGUUGCACUGCAUCAAAGGGAUCGGAGCUGAUCACGCCAAGUUCUCGCCCGUGGCUACCGCGACAUACCGUCUCAUGCCAGACAUCAGGACUCUCCGCCCUAUCAUCGGUGAAGACGCCAAGAAAUUCGCCAAAUGCUUCCCCAAGGGAGUUAUUGAGCUCGAGCCCGUUACGUCGAGGGAAGCCGCGCAGAAAGGAAGCGAAUAUGAGGGUCGCGCAGGCGAGAUGAAGGCCGUGGUUCGUGACCCCUUCAAGGAUACCGUCAGCAGAGAGUGUCUGCGACACGAAGAAUUCCAGGGCAAGGUGAAGCUGGGCCGCAUUCGCGAUCACUUCAUUUUCAACGUUGAGAGCACUGGCCAGUUUGAAAGUGAUUAUCUUUUCCUAGAAAGCGUGAAGGUGCUCAAGUUGAAAUGCGCGAGAUGGAAGCGAGGCUUGACAGAUCUCAUGCGGUAAUGACAUUCGUGCGGCCUGUCCCAACAAUUUUCGAAGUAUAUAAUGCAUUAGCCGGCGUUGGUUUUCGUUAUCUCUGUGCUUCUUGUACAUCUACGAAAAAGUUGGUCAAAACCUCCUUUACGACGUCAGGAGUCUGCGUGGGGUUCUUCUUCAGAUAAUAGAAAUGCAGCUAUUAUUUCUUCAAGUCGCUGUGUGUCUUUCUGGCAAUGUACUCUAUCGCAUAUCGUCGUAACGCAACCGUGUCCCAUUCA